Prunus avium (sweet cherry) is the source of this 3599-nucleotide messenger RNA. Its product is annotated as pfkB-like carbohydrate kinase family protein. Gene Ontology annotation, cellular component: cytoplasm. The record is from RefSeq and is a predicted model, not a curated record. Gene Ontology annotation, molecular function: kinase activity; hydrolase activity, acting on glycosyl bonds; pseudouridylate synthase activity. Lineage: Eukaryota; Viridiplantae; Streptophyta; Magnoliopsida; Rosales; Rosaceae.
UGCCAUGCUAGGGUGUAGUGAUCAAAUUUGUGUGUGUGAGAUGAUCCACGCUCAAGACUCGAACAACAGCAAACUUAGCCCAUACAUAUAAACACAGUUCAGCCCAAUCUUGUCAAGGCCAUGAUCAACCUUAUGCGCUUCAACUAAAACUAUCCAGUAGGAUUUUGACCAGAGCAAGAGCCCAAGAACUAUUAUGUCUCCGUGAAGUCUUCACUGAGAGCAGGAUUCAGAAGCUGUACUUGUAAACCAGACGACGACAAUGGAGAAGAGUGCACGGAGGCGAUUGGAUUGUAUUUCUCGUCACCUUGUAUUACCACCUCAAGCUAAUCACGGUCUGCAGCAGGUGCUGUUAUUAAAUAAUGGGCAAGUGAAGAGUGAGGAGGCAGAGCCUGUGGUGAUAGGAGGAAUGGUGUUGGACAUUCAUGCCACACCUUCUAUCCCUGCCAAUCCCAGAACCACUACUCCAGGUAAGGUCAGCUAUGUACUAGGAGGGGUAGCAAGGAAUGUUGCUGAGUGCAUAUCAAAGCUAGGAGCAAAGCCAUUCAUGAUUAGUGCCUUGGGGCUUGACAUGCCAGGAAACUUAUUGUUGGAGCACUGGAAGUCUUCUGGGCUAUCUACUGAAGGGAUUUGGAAGCACCAAAACAUUGAGACUCCUGUUGUGUGCAAUGUACUUGAUGUUAGUGGGGAGUUGGCUGCUGCUGUUGCAAGUGUAGAAGCUAUCGAAAAAUUUCUAACACCUGAGUGGAUCCAGCAGUUCAAAUAUAAUAUACGCUCUGCUCCAGUGUUGAUGAUUGAUGCAAACCUGACUCUUUCUGCUCUAAAAGCUUCUUGCCAGUUGGCAGCAGAAUGCGAAAUUCCGGUGUGGUUUGAACCUGUAUCAGUAGCAAAAUCUCGAAGAAUCAGUUCAGUUGUCAAGUAUGUAACUUUUGCUUCACCCAAUGAAGAUGAACUUGUUGCCAUGGCAAAUAAUUUGUCUGGUGGAAAUGUGUAUCGUCCGAUUGAAAGGAACAAUAGCAGAAAGAAAUGUUCAACAGAAACCUUGUUCCAUUUGCUAAAACCUGCAGUCUGGGUUUUGCUAGAGAAGGGUAUUAAAAUAGUUGUUGUGACAGUUGGUUCAGAUGGAGUGUUCUUAUGUUCGAGAGGAGGACCAAGCUUCAUGAGAAUUGGUUGUGAGGGAAUCAAACCUUUUGUUUCCAAUGGGGAAUUAUUCAAUACCGUAACUGCAAGUUGUCCUUCAAAUCUGUUCUCAAGUCCUCUGGAUUCUGAGGGAAGCUCGUUUCUCUUUGCUGUGCAUUUUCCUGCACUUCCUGCAUCAGUGGUGAGGCUUACAGGGGCUGGUGAUUGCUUGGUUGGGGGAACUAUCGCUUCUAUUUGUGCAGGUUUAGAUGUGAUGCAAAGUCUGGCAGUUGGUAUUGCAGCUUCCAAAGCUGCAGUUGAGGGAGAGACCAAUGUGCCUUCUGUAUUUAAUUUGGCUGCAAUUGCAGAUGAUGCAAGGUCGGUAUACUCGGCUGCCAAAGUUGUGUUCCAUCAAUCAAUGCCGAUGCAGUUUCUAAAAGACGGUCUUAUAUAUCACGUUCAAGCCAUAAAAGCCGGUUUUCCGCUAACCAUUUUCACUUCCAAUCAACUCAUACACUUGUACUCCAGAAAUGGCCUUUUACGAGAAGCCCAGAAACUGUUCGACGAAAUGCCCCAACGAAACGUCUUCUCUUGGAAUGCCAUUAUAUCCGCUCACAUAAAAGCACAAAACUUGAAGCGAGCCCGCCAGUUAUUUGACUCUGCUUCGUACAAGGAUUUGGUCACCUAUAAUUCACUGUUAUCUGGUUACGUCAGCGCAGACGGGUAUGAGGAUUGUGCACUUGAGCUAUUCAGUGAAAUGAAGUCACUGGAUUAUGGGAUUAGAAUUGAUGAGAUUAGUCUCACAACGAUGCUGAACUUGACUGCAAAGUUAGAAGUGGUGUCUUAUGGAAGGGAGUUGCAUUCGUUUAUGGUGAAAACUGCCAAUGAUUCAAGUGGGUUCGCGGUGAGCUCACUUAUUGAUAUGUAUUCUAAGUGUGGAUAUUUUCAAGAAGCGUGGUGGGUUUUUAGUGGACAUAGAGAGGUGGUUGACUUGGUUUCAAAGAAUGCAAUGGUGGCAGCUUGUUGCAGAGAAGGAAAAUUGGAAGUGGCAGUUAAUCUAUUUUGGACAGAACCGGAGCUGACUGAUAAUGUGUCUUGGAACACAUUGAUUGCAGGGUAUGCCCAGAAUGGUUUUGAAGAAGAAGCACUCGAUCUGUUUGUCCGUAUGGCGGAGAAUGGAUUUAGGCGGAAUGAGCACACUUUUGCUAGUGUUUUAAGUGCUUGCUCCGGCCUGAGGAGCUUCAAACAUGGAAGGGAAGUCCAUGCUUGGGUGUUGAAGAAUGGGAUGACUUCGAAUUCAUUUAUACUCAGUGGAAUUGUUGAUGUCUACUGUAAGUGUGGCAAUAUGAAGUAUGCAAAGUCAGUUCACGCAGCAAUGGGGUUUGAAAAUUCCUUCUCGGUCACGUCAAUGAUUAUGGGCCAUGCCUUUCAUGGUAACCUAGUAGAAGCACGGAGACUUUUUGAUUCAUUGGCUGAAAAGAGCACUGUUGUAUGGACAGCUUUGUUUUCUGGAUAUCUCAAAUCACAGAAAUGCGAAGCUGUAUUUGAACUUUUAAGUGAGUUCAGGGCGAAGGAAUCAAUAGUUCCUGAUGCUGCAAUUCUCAUCAGUGUUCUUGGUGCCUGCGCAAUAAAAGCUGCCCUGGAUCCUGGUAAGCAGAUUCAUGCGUACAUCUUAAGGAGCAGGAUCGAAGUGGAUAAGAAGUUGUUUAGUGCUUUGGUUGAUAUGUACUCAAAAUCUGGGAGUAUUACCUACGCAGAAAGCCUUUUCAAGAGAGGCUCUGACAGGGAUAUAAUCCUUUACAAUGUGAUGUUAGCUGGUUAUGCUCAUCAUGGGCUUGAAAAUAAAGCUAUCCAGAUCUUCAAUGAAAUGUUGGAGCGAGGUAUUAAACCUGAUGUAGUCACCUUUUUAGCAAUUCUAUCAGCUUGUCGACACUCUUGUUUGGUGGAAUUGGGUGAGCAGUUCUUCUACUCCAUGAAAAAGGAUUACAAUGUAUUGCCCGAAAUUGAGCACUAUGCUUGUAUGAUUGAUUUGUACGGGAGGGCUAACCAGCUUGACAAGGCAAAAGAAUUGAUGAGAAAGAUUCCUAUAGAAUCAGACACCAUUAUAUGGGGGGCAUUCUUGAAUGCUUGUAGAGUAAAUGGAAAUACCAUACUUGCUAGAGAGGCAGAGGAGAGGCUAUUAAAACUUGAAGGAGACAUUGGUGAUCGGUAUGUACAGUUGGCUAAUUUAUAUGCUGCAGAGAGAAAUUGGGAUGAGGUUUGCAGAAUAAGGAAGAAGAUGAAAGGGAAGGAGGCCAAGAAGGCUGCUGGUUGCAGUUGGUUAUACGUGGAAAAUGGAGUUCAUAUAUUUAUUUCUGGUGACAAAACUCACCCAAGAACAGAGGCUAUAAAUUUUACCUUAGCCUUAUUGGCUGAAGAAUUGUAUCAGAUAUCUUGAGCAGAAUUGAGGGUCAUAAUUUGAAUUUCAUCAUCUCAACACAACA